AUGGCCAUCUUGUCCCUCUUCUGCGUGAGCCUGGUUAUUGCGGGGAGUCCCAACGCAUUUUCGUCAAUCUUGUGUUGCUCUUUGCUCAUUUCAGGUGCUUUCGCCGGUUCCAUGCAGGAUGCCAACAUGUACAUGGACGCGGUCCUCCGAGAUCACCUUCCCAACAACGUCCGUUUCCUCAACCUGGACCCCGUGGACGUCCCGGCAUUCAAUGUCAAGGUCGACUCCACGGGUUUCACGAACCGCGACCUCAAGAUGGAAUUCAGGUCCGGAACCCUGUACGGCCUCUUGAGCACUCUGAGGCGCCGCGGGGACUGCGGCGUUCCUGGCUGGCAGGGGGCCAACGUCACCACGGGCUGCUACAUGUCUCUGGACGGCCUUCGUAUCACUUUCGACGGAUCCGGAAAAGGAUACGACAUGAGCGGCAGCAAGAAGGAUUUCAGUAUGGACCUGGUCGUUGAGAAGACCAACGCUUUCGUGGAAGCCACUAGCUGGAGCGGCCGCCCAGCAGUGCUGAAGACCCUGACUGUGACCGGUGUCAACUUCCGCAUCAACAUGAACAAGAGCCUGCACUUGAACAGCAAGAGGCAGAAGAAGUUCGAGAAGGCCAUCAGUCAGGGCGUCCAGAACCUCUUCUUGUGGGUGUUUUACGGUUCUUUCAGGGAGGCACUCAACCGCUCUGUUGCCCGAGUGGCCCUGCCAAGGGCCUAG
Messenger RNA from Ixodes scapularis (black-legged tick), 711 nucleotides. RefSeq lists its product as uncharacterized. The coding region runs from base 1 to 711 and encodes 236 amino acids. The record is from RefSeq and is a predicted model, not a curated record. The transcript is spliced from 4 exons. NCBI's taxonomy places the organism in Eukaryota, Metazoa, Arthropoda, Arachnida, Ixodida, Ixodidae.